UGUGAAAAUUUCCGAGGGACAGAAUCAAUGACCGUGGGCGAACAUGCAUUUCACGACUUAUUAAUCAGUCGUAAAAAUGAUAUAUAUGUGCCUCCAUCUACCCCUUUCUACUUUCCAGACAUGAAUCGCAAGGACGAGGAUGAUAAAAGCAGGGGAAAAGAUGCUUUAUCUUUAGAAUAUUACAUCAAGUACUUGCUCUUGGCACUCGGAUACGCCCGAAUUUGGCCCACUGAAUCAUUUUCGCCACUUAAAAUAUUGCUCUCAUGGGGAGCGACGAUUGUUUUCAUAUCGGCAAACUUCCUGCUCCUGUUCUCAGAAAUAGUGGUGCUUACGAUGAACAAUGAUCUAAAAUUAUUUGCAAAUAUUAUCGGUGUAAUUAACAUGCACUUCGUGGGCUUGAUGAAAUGGUGUUAUUGUAUAUGGAGAAAUAAAGAAAUCGUCGAUAUCGUGGAGCAAUUAAAAAAAUGCCACGUACUUUGCCAACGGAUCAAUGACAGCAAGAAAGGAUGUCAAAUAUACAAGAAUGAAAUGGAACACGCGCGUAAACAUUCUAAUUUUUUCGUGUGGUGGUGGACGCUCGUUUGCAUUUACGGCGUUCUACAUUGGUGUUCCACUCCGUUGCUCUUAGAAUGGGCACCUGACCAGAUAAACUCGAUUAAUUAUACAUUUAAAACGAGAAAUUUACCAUUUGUCGGAUGGUAUCCGUUAAACACCGACAAUACUUACAAUUAUGUUUGCCUAUAUCUUAUGCAAGUAAUUGGCGGACUAUCUUCUGCGCUUGGAAUUGUUUGCUACGAUACUUUUUACGUCUCUAUGUUGAUGGUCGUUUGCGCGCAAUUUCAAUAUAUCAACACCAUACUAGUGACAAUCGAUUUUGCCAACGUGCCAGAGGCCAUAUUCAUUCUCGAGAGCAAAUUGAAGAAUUGUGUGAAAUGUCAUUCGGAGAUUAUAAAAUUUCUAAAAAUGCUGCAAGCUUUUAGCGGUCCAAUAAUGUUCGUGCAAUGCAUCGAAACAUUAACUAUCCUCUGUUUAGUCUCAUUCGAAGCAUCGGUGAUUAAAAUUGCGAUUGACAUGGAAUCUAUCUUGAAAUUAUGGAAUCUGCUUGAGUACUUUUUGUGCGGUGCCUUUCAAUUAUAUAUCUUCUGUUUCUUUGCCACUCAACUUGAACAUUUGGGCUUGCAAAUUGCGCAUUCAAUGUAUUCUUGCGGAUGGGAGCUUAUAAUUUUUGAAAAAAAAGGACAAAUAGAUUUCAAAACACAGUUAAAACAACAACGUAGUGUUAGUCAAUUAAUACGAAUUAGUAUGGUGCGGGCACAGAGGCCGAUUGUUUUAACCGGCGGUCCAUUUUACGUUCUUUCAUUGGAAACUUUUAGAGUCAUAAUGGGUAUGGCAAUAUCAAAUUCUGUAAUUUUGCGAACAAUUUCUGAUACAGGUGAAUGAAUUAAAAUUAACAACUAUUAAUA
Molecule: messenger RNA, 1463 nt
Organism: Wasmannia auropunctata (little fire ant)
Lineage: Eukaryota; Metazoa; Arthropoda; Insecta; Hymenoptera; Formicidae
Product: odorant receptor 13a-like
Exons: 8
Coding region: 28-1440 (470 amino acids)
Biological process (GO): sensory perception of smell; detection of chemical stimulus involved in sensory perception of smell
Cellular component (GO): plasma membrane
Molecular function (GO): odorant binding; olfactory receptor activity
Source: RefSeq, a predicted model, not a curated record